AUGGUGGAAACUGAACCCAUCGCCAACAUGCCAGAGCCCACUCUCCCGUCUCCCACCUCACCCAAGUCCCACUAUAGCAAACAUAUCAUUUUGACGACCUAUCCUGGUCAGAGUGGAAUUGACCCUGUCCCCCUGGAAUGGGGUGCCGCCGAUGCCAAAUCUCGAGGUCCAGUGAUUGUCUCCCGCAGCAAUAAUCUCGUCAAACGUCGCAAUGCUAUCGGCGCUCACGGAGGUAGCUACAGUAUCUACAAUGCCUUGGCCGUGGCGGCGGGUGAAUUGGAUGCGGAUUUCCGCCCCGACUUGCGUAACAGUCAACCCACCUUUGACUUUCCUUGGCAACAAGCAUGGGGGGACAAGUCCAAGAUUGUGUCCAUGGACCCUUUUGGCCAUGACAUUGUCAACCAGUAUAAAGAGGAGCUUGAGGCAGGCUGGGACAUUCGGCCCACCAUGGCGGUGACACGUGCCAACAUGAAGCUGGCCGAGAUUGCAGAGGCCGUGCGUGAUGGGCAACUCGAAGUCGAUGGCUCCAUUGUGGUAGACUCGUCCGGUGAAGUGCGAGUGACCAAGGUUGCAGUGGAGCCCGUGUGGUACUUACCCGGUGUGGCCGAGCGAUUUGGUGUGGAUGAGGGCACUCUCCGUCGGACUUUGUUUGAGCACACGGGUGGCAGCUACCCUGAGCUGAUCACCCGUCCGGACUUGAAGGUCUUCCUACCUCCUAUUGGCGGGUUAACAGUAUAUAUCUUCGGACCUCCCGAGCGCGUGUCAGACGAGAAAGUCAAGCUGGCUCUGCGAAUUCACGACGAAUGCAAUGGUAGUGACGUGUUUCAGUCCGACAUCUGCACAUGCCGACCAUACCUUGCAUUUGGUAUUCGCGAGGCAAUCCGUGAGGCCCAGAAUGGUGGCAGUGGUGUGGUGAUCUAUUUCCGCAAGGAAGGUCGUGCUCUGGGAGAGGUGAUCAAAUACUUGGUAUACAAUGCGCGGAAGCGAGGAGGCGAUACGGCCGAUAAAUACUUCACCCGAACGGAGAAUAUUGCUGGCGUCAGAGAUAUGCGCUUCCAAGCCCUGAUGCCGGACAUUCUCCACUGGCUUGGCGUCAAGAAGAUUGAUAAGAUGUUGUCCAUGUCCAAUAUGAAACAUGACGCGAUUGUAGACUCGGGUAUCAAGAUCUUGGAGCGAAUUCCGAUUCCGGAUGAGAUGAUUCCCAGUGACUCUCGCGUCGAGAUUGAUGCAAAGAUCAAUGCUGGAUACUUUACGACCGGCAAGCAGAUUACCAUGGAUGAUCUCGCUGCCGUACGUGGUCGUGGCUGGGAGAAAUGGGAGGAUGUGGAGCACUAA
Penicillium oxalicum is the source of this 1335-nucleotide messenger RNA. RefSeq names its product putative GTP cyclohydrolase II. The transcript is spliced from 4 exons. The coding region runs from base 1 to 1335 and encodes 444 amino acids. NCBI's taxonomy places the organism in Eukaryota, Fungi, Ascomycota, Eurotiomycetes, Eurotiales, Aspergillaceae. Gene Ontology annotation, biological process: riboflavin biosynthetic process. The record is from RefSeq and is a predicted model, not a curated record. Gene Ontology annotation, molecular function: GTP cyclohydrolase II activity.